Molecule: messenger RNA, 309 nt
Organism: Entrophospora sp. SA101
Lineage: Eukaryota; Fungi; Glomeromycota; Glomeromycetes; Entrophosporales; Entrophosporaceae
Source: the annotation of a GenBank genome assembly
AUGGAUACGAGUAAUGGAAAAGUUUCUUUAUCUAUUACUAAUUUUGUUUUAAGGAAAGGCCAUGUUCUAUACAAUCCAUUGUAUUCCAAAUCCAUGAAAAAAGACUCUACAGUUUCACUUAGAUUUUUAAAUGAGCAACUUAGUAAUAAAAAUAACUUUGAUAGAACCCAUAUCCAUAUUCACGAAAAAAUUGUUUCUGCAACUUAUUGGCUUUACUUCAGAGUUAAGAAUGGUAUGCCAUCAAUAAUUCAUGAAAAAUCUGGCCUUUUAAUUGUACCAUUAACUCUUCGAUUCAAUCCCAACUCGUAA